AUGGAUGCAAACUUGAAUGCUUCCCUCCAAGCUACGCCUGAACUGCCAGACCGGGCUGAAUUCACCGCAAAAACACCUACUCCAGUCAACACCAUUGCUAAUCCUCCAGAAUCUACAAUGGAUUUGCCCAUCGAUACACCUGGGCUGCCAGACCGGCUUGAGCUCACCGAAAAAACACCUGCUUCAGUCAAUAUCACUGCCAAUUCUCCAGCCACUACGAUGAAUUUGCCUGUCGAUGCAACCGCAACAGCCUCUUCUAAGGAAAUUUUACACCAAGCUACACCUGAACUGCAAGACCAGGUUGAAUUCACCGAAAAGACACCUACUGCGGUCAACGCCACGGCCAAUCCAUCAACUCCCAACAAAGCUAAAAGAACCACAAAAAAAGACUUCUCUAACGACAAAGCCAACCUUCCGGACACCGAAGCAGAACUCGACGAUGACCAGAUUUCAUCCCUCUUCUACCAGCCACCUGAUGUGCGCAAGCGUUAUCCAGUCUACUUCAGCAAAUCCACCGGUAAAAUCCAUGCAGCGAUGAAACGACUGCUUUUCCAGAGAGGGAAGGAUAACAAAUUACGUCACCCGGAAUACGUAUUACGAUCAAAUGAAACGAGUUGGGAAAAGAAGCUGCUUAGCUACGAAAACCCCGGACAAUAUAAGUCGAAAGGAGAACCUAUCCGCCUUCCAGAUGAAGAAGCCUCUCGCAAGCGCAAGAGACCUACAUUUGAACCUGUGGAACCAUCAUCCUCUCGCCCUACUAAGAUUAAUCUGACAACUGACCACCAAGGCUCCCCUCUGAUCGUGCCUGGCAAUGCAGAAGCGAACACCCAACAGCUGUACCCAACAGCCAAUGCCAUCAUCGAUUCGGCUAUCACAGCUGGUGCUGGAUGCCCUAUGCAGCCACCACUGCUAAACCCCUACGUUCAAAGCACUCCCAUCAAUCGGCUAGUAGCCCCCUAUGGCUCCGAUUUCAUGCACUUCCUGACUAAGCUUGAGGCUGGUGACUUGGAACAUCUGACUGCAGAUGAUAUCACGCUUCUCACCGAGUGGAUCCUUAAGGAAUGCAGCAAGAUACAGCAGCAUGUUGCACGUGCGAUUUCCAUCAACGCGGGUAUCGAGUACAGGUACAUAUUGCUUGAUAUUUAUGAUAAUAUUAUCCGAGUAUCUCGAUGCUGUGUCAACUUCGAAGCGGAACGACAAAAUAACCUCAUGACGGACCGUGGCGAAGAAAGCUGA
Penicillium waksmanii is the source of this 1236-nucleotide messenger RNA. RefSeq lists its product as uncharacterized. The transcript has a single exon. The record is from RefSeq and is a predicted model, not a curated record. Bases 1 to 1236 code for a protein of 411 amino acids. NCBI's taxonomy places the organism in Eukaryota, Fungi, Ascomycota, Eurotiomycetes, Eurotiales, Aspergillaceae.